AGCUCAGAGAACAAUGCCACAUGCAGGGCCAGUCCCACCCUGGUGUCUAAACCCUACUACAGAGUGGACCUCUUCAACAGGUACAUGAACAAUGUCCUGCUCACCUCAGUGCUGGUUACCAUCAUCGGGAACAACACUGUGGCACACAUUGGCACCAAGGACGGCAGGCUGCUACAGGUACAGUCACUGUGUGUGUGUUAGUGUGUUUGUGUUACAGUAAAGUCACUGAGACGUCUAGUGGGGGUAGAUUGAGCUAUAUUUAAAAAUUGUACCAUGUGCAUGACUGUCUUUUCUCAAGUGUUUUCCAAUGAAGAUCAUUAGCUCUCUCAGCACUUUAACCAACCUAAGUAGAAUAUAUUAUAAAUCCAUUCCUUUCAUAGGUCUGCCAUGGCUCAAUGUUAUAACUGUAGUGUAUUUGACUGUUGUAGCUCAUCCUGAGGAGGUCAGGUCCUAUCAUCUUUGCCAACUAUUCUCUGGGUGAGGAAACAGAAGUGUCCAGGAAAGCUGCUGUGCAAUCUGAUGAGUCCUUGCUUUUUAUUGUUGGAAAUAAGGUGCCUUUUCUAUUCAAUCAUAAAUGCUCAUUACCACACUUUGCUUAUUUGUUUUACUUUUGACUUCUAAAGGCAGAGCAUACUGUAAUAAUGUAUUUCCCACUCCCUUUAUUUUCUCUCUCUCUUCCCUCUCUCUUCCUCUCUCUCCUGUUCUCUCUCUUCCCUCUCUCUUCCUCUCUCUCCUGUUCUCUCCUGUUCCCUCUGUUCACACCUCUCUGUCCUGUUCUCUCCUGUUCCCUCUGUUCACACCUCUCUCUUCCGCUCUCUCCUGUUCUCUCUCUUCCCCCUUCUCUCCAUCUCUUCACCCCCUCUCUUCCUCUCUCUCCUGUUCUCUCCUGUUCCCUCUCUUCACCCCCUCGCUUCCUCUCUCUCCUGUUCUCUCUCUUCCCUCUCUCCCCCUCUCUUCACUCCUCUCUCUUCCUCUUUCUCUGUAACAGAUGUUCAGUGUGUCUCCUAAAGGGCCAGGAUGUAAACACUUCCUGACCUGCUCCACAUGCCUGGUAGCGCCCAGGUUUAUAGGGUGUGGCUGGUGCUCGGGGGUGUGCUCCAGGCAGGAGGAGUGCCCCACCCAGUGGAAGAAUGAGUCCUGUCCUCCCGUUAUCACAGAGGUAAGACUACUGGGAGUAGGGAGUGGCUCUUUUAAACCGGUCCUCUGUUAUAAAUGUCAGAACAACGACCACCAAACACGUGGGUCGAAGAAACCAACACAUUGGCAAUAGAAUAUUUGAAAGUGAGUAGUUGAGCAUUUGAAGAAAAUGUGUAAAGCAUUUGUGGAAAUGUCAACUGCAUCUGAUUGUAUUGUAUUGGGGAUCCAGUUUUUCCCAAAGACAGCUCCCCCUGAUGGUGAGACAGAGCUUAAGCUGUGUGGCUGGGAGUUCCAGUCUCCUCUACGACCAGCCAUCAUCAGCAAGGAGACCCACCUGGUGAGGGUGGGAGAGACCCCCUGCACUGUGCUGUCAGAGAAGAGCAAUAGUACACAGUAAGUAACAGACACAUCUAAACUUCAAAUCAACUCCGUCAAAUCACCUCAUCAUUUUGUUAUUAUUUAGGCUGUAGUCAACACUGAUCUUUCACCCUGACCACUCCUAGACUGGUGUGUAGAAUUCACCCUAAGAUUCCAGGUCCAUACCAGGAUCUCAACAUCACUGUGGAAGUGCAUGAGGGGAAGGUGGAGGGACGCUACUCAAUCCAAGGGCAGGCCCAAAUUACAGGGUUCACUUUUGUGGUGAGGAGGAUCACAUUUAUUUUACUGUUGACACAACUUUUCAUUCAAAACAAUAUACACUGCUCAAAAAAAAUAAAGGGAACACUAAAAUAACACAUCCUAGAUCUGAAUGAAUGAAAUAAUCUUAUUAAAUACUUUUUUCUUUACAUAGUUGAAUGUGCUGACAACAAUAUCACACACAAAUUAUCAAUGGAAAUCAAAUUUAUCAACCCAUGGAGGUCUGGAUUUGGAGUCACCCUCAAAAUUAAAGUGGAAAACCACACUACAGGCUGAUCCAACUUUGAUGUAAUGUCCUUAAAACAAGUCAGGCCUCCACGUGCCUGUAUGACCUCCCUACAACGCCUGGGCAUGCUCCUGAUGAGGUGGCGGAUGGUCUCCUGAGGGAUCUCCUCCCAGACCUGGACUAAAGCAUCCGCCAACUUCUGGACAGUCUGUGGUGCAACGUGGCGUUGGUGGAUGGAGCGAGACAUGAUGUCCCAGAUGUGCUCAAUUGGAUUCAGGUCUGGGAAACGGGCGGGCCAGUCCAUAGCAUCAAUGCCGUCCUCUUGCAAGAACUGCUGACACACUCCAGCCACAUGAGGUCUAGCAUUGUCUUGCAUUAGGAGGAACCCAGGGCCAACCGCACCAGCAUAUGGUCUCACAAGGGGUCUGAGGAUCUCAUCUCGGUACCUAAUGGCAGUCAGGCUACCUCUGGCGAGCACACGGAGGGCUGUGCGGCCCCCCAAAGAAAUGCCUACCCCACACCAUGACUGACCCACCGCCAAACCGGUCAUGCUGGAGGAUGUUGCAGGCAGCAGAACGUUCUCCACGGCGUCUCCAGACUCUGUCAUGUCUGUCACGUGCUCAGUGUGAACCUGCUUUCAUCUGUGAACAGCACAGGGAACCAGUGGCGAAUUUGCCAAUCUUGGUGUUCUCUGGCAAAUGCCAAACGUCCUGCACGGUGUUGGGCUGUAAGCACAACCCCCACCUGUGGAUGUCGGGCCCUCAUACCACCCUCAUGGAGUCUGUUUCUGACCGUUUUAGCAGACACAUGCACAUUUGUGGCCUCCUGCUCCUCCUUGCACAAAGGCGGAGGUAGCAGUCCUGCUGCUGGGUUGUUGCCCUCCUACGGCCUCCUCCACGUCCCUGAUGUACUGGCCUGUCUCCUGGUUGCGCCUCCAUGCUCUGGACACUACGCUGACAGACACAGCAAACCUUCUUGCCACAACUCGCAUUGAUGUGCCAUCCUGGAUGAGCAGCACUACCUGAGCCACUUGUGUGGGUUGUAGACUCUGUCUCAUGCUACCACUAGAGUGAAAGCACCGCCAGCAUUCAAAAGUGACCAAAACAUCAGCCAGGAAGCAUAGGAACUGAGAAGUGGUCUGUGGUCACCACCUGCAAAACCAGUCCUUUAUUGGGGGUGUCUUGCUAAUUGCCUAUAAUUUGCACCUGUUGUCUAUUCCAUUUGCACAACAGCAUGUGACAUUUAUUGUCAAUUAGUGUUGCUUCCUAAGUGGACAGUUUGAUUUCACAGAAGUGUGAUUGACUUGGAGUUACAUUGUGUUGUUUAAAUGUUCCCUUAAUUUUUUUGAGCAGUGUAUUUCAUCCACCCUAAUGUCUACAAUUCUAUCCAGGAGCCAAAUAUCACAGAAAUCAUGCCUGACUACGGGCCUCAGGUAGGGGGGACUUUGGUCACACUGACAGGGCCUCACUUGAAUACUGGGAUGAUUAAGACUGUGACUAUAGGAGACCAAGACUGCCCCAUCAAGAGGUAAUUAUGUCUCAUUGUAACUGUAGAACCUGUGCCUUUCAUGGUACAUAUGUAUUUUACUGUUUCUGUCUGGAUCUAUAUCAGUGUCCAUAAUUUUAUGUUCUUGUCUUACUGUGUCUCUGUCAGUGUCUCUGAGGGUACUGGGACCAUGUCCUCCAUAGUCUGCCUGUCUAAAGGCGUGGCAGCUGUGAAGAAGGUGCCCGUGAGGGUUUUCAUUGACCAAUCCCAGGUGUCCACUACCAAGAUGUUCCACUACAAGAUCAACCCUGUGAUCACUGAGAUACAGCCUGCCUGCAGCUUCCGAAGGUAGGCCAUACAACUGUAUACUAGCCACUAGGCAUCAUCUGUGUGCUUCUGGGCCUAGCUGACUGACCUGCAAAUGCGCUAUAUAAAACUGUAGAAAACUGUUAAUUGCACACAGAUGAUGAUGACGAGAAGACAGUGAUAAGGCAAAUGUAUUCAGGGCAGUGCCUACACUUUUAGCUGAGGGAAAACAUGCUGUGCAGGAAAUGUGCAAUCUCUCUUGAGGCAAUGAGGUAAACCUAAGUGAGGAUGUUGGGAUUAGCCAACAGAAAUAUACAUGCUAAGACCUGUUGUUUUACAAUGCUGUGUCUUUUCUGGGUCAGAUUUCAGUAACUGCCACAACCAUUUGAAUCAUAAUAGAGAAUAAACUGCAAAUAGUGCUGGUUUCUCUGGUUUCUACAGUCAGCAACGUUGACCUCUAACACCAAGUCUGUAUAUGUUUUUUUUUUCUUUGUUCAAUCCUGUGAUUUAGUGGAUCCAAGAUCAUCAUCAAAGGCAAAAAUCUGGACUCUGCGUACAACACUGUGAUCCAAUACAAAUCCUUCAGACCCAACCAGAAGAAGCUUCUGCAGCGUGUAAGUUAUCUUUCAGGGCUCACAACUCUGGGCUUCAUAAACCUAUGAUGGGGGUAAUAUCCAUUAAAUGCCAGUCUUUGAUUUUAUUUGAUUAAAUGACCCCAGAGACACUAUUUGAUGUGUUGAAUGUAACCCAGGUCUGCAACGGCACAGCAACCCCCACACGUAUGGAGUGCUUUGCCCCAGUCUUCCACAGAAAUGAGACAGACAAGGGCAUGAUCAAUAUCAGCAUGGAUGGGGCCAAUCUCCUGAAGCAGCGCUUCGACUACCAACCAGACGCCAGCAUCACCCCCUUUGAGUACGAAGGCAACGUUCUGAGCCUGAGCCCUGGACAGACUGAGGUUUCACUGCAUGUACGUUCACAAUCAUACACACAGGACUCAGCUUUGAAGAGAGCCAAUUGUGUAGUCAGUCAGUCAAUAAAUCAUCAUUGUUUUCAACCAUUACAGUAACUCUAGAUUAACCAAUUGAUUGAUGGGUAAAUCUAACCAUAAUUGUUGUUGUGCAAGUAGUUGAUUUCUUCAUUUAUUAGGUACCAGUGGGCAAAGCUGGUUGAAAUGACAUAAUUUCAACCAGUUUACAACUGAAAGUGUGUAAUCUGGUUUUAAGGAUGUACAGUUGAAGUCAGAAGUUUACAUACACCUUAGCCAAAUACAUUUAAACUCAGUUUUUCACAAUUCCUGACAUUUAAUCCUAGUAAAAAUUCCCUGUCUUUGGUCAGUUAGGAUCACCACUUUAUUUUAAGAAUGUGAAAUGUCAGAAUAAUAGUAGAGAGAAUUAUUUAUUAUAUAGCUUUUAUUUAUUUCAUCACAUUCCCAGUGGGUCAGAAGUUUACAUACACUCAAUUAGUAUGUGGUAGCAUUGCCUUUAAAUUGUUUAACUUGGGUCAAACGUUUCAGGUAGCCUUCCACAAGCUUCCCAAAAUAAGUUGGGUGAAUGUUGACCCAUUCCUCCAGACAGAGCUGGUGUAACUGAGUCAGGUUUGUAGGCCUCCUUGCUCGCACACGCUUUUUCAGUUCUGCCCACAAAUGUUUUAUAGGAUUGAGGUCAGGGCUUUGUGAUGGUCACUUCAAUACCUUGACUUUGUUGUCCUUAAGCCAUUUUGCCACAACUUUGGAAGUAUGCUUGGGUUCAUUGUCCAUUUGGAAGACCCAUUUGCAACCAAGCUUUAACUUCCUGACUGAUGUCUUGAGAUGUUGCUUCAAUAUAUCCACAUCAUUUCCCUUCCUCAUGAUGCCAUCUAUUUUGUGAAGUGCACCAGUCCCUCCUGCAGCAAAGCACCCCCACAGCAUGAUGCUGCCACCCCCGUGCUUCACGGUUGGGAUGGUGUUCUUGGGCUUGCAAGCCACCCUCCUUUUCCUCCAAACAUAACGAUGGUCAUUAUGGCCAAACAGUUCUAUUUUUGUUUCAUCAGACCAGAGGACAUUUCUCCAAAAAGUACGAUCUUUGUCCUCAUGUGCAGUUGCAAACCGUAGUCUGGCUUUUUUAUGGCGGUUUUGGAGCAGUGGCUUCUUCCUUGCUGAGCGGCCUUUCAGGUUAUGUUGAUAUAGGACUUGUUUUACUGUGGAUAUAGAUGCUUUUGUUCCUGUUUCCUCCAGCAUCUUCAGAAGGUCCUUUGCUGUUGUUCUGGGAUUGAUUUGCACUUUUCACACCAAAGUACGUUCAUCUCUAGGAGACAGAACGCGUCUCCUUCCUGAGCGGUAUGACGGCUGCGUCGUCCCAUGGUGUUUAUACUUGAAUACUAUUGUUUGUACAGAUGAACGCGGUACCCUCAGGCUUGGAAAUUGCUCCCAAGGGUGAACCAGACUUGUGGAGGUCUAAAAAAAAAAUUCUGAGGUCUUGGCUGAGUUCUUUUGAUUUUCCCAUGAUGUCAAGCAAAGAGGCACUGAGCUUGAAGGUAGGCCUUGAAAUACAUUCACAGGUACACCUCCAAUUGACUGAAAUGAUGUCAAUUAGCCUAUCAGAAGCUUCUAAAGCCAUGACAUCAUUUUUGGGAAUUUUACAAGCUGUUUAAAGGCACCGUCAAUUUAGUGUAUGUAAACUUCUGACCCACUGGAAUUGUGAUACAGUGAAUUCUAAGUGAAAUAAUCUGUCUUUAAACAAUUGUUGAAAAAAUUACUUGUGUCAUGCACAAAGUAGAUGUCCUAACCGACUUGCCAAAACUAUAGUUUGUUAACAAGAAAUUUGUGGAGUGGUUGAAAAACGAGUUUGAAUGACUCCAACCUAAAUGUUUGUAAACCUCCGACUUCAACUGUAAUUUCAACCAGUUCCUCAAUAAGAGUUUUCGCAUGUUCUGCAGCACAACAAGCUAAGCAUGGUGAGCCUCUGUAUGGAGAUCAUAAUGACCAUCGGAGGUGUGGACUGUGGAGUCCAAGUACUGGACAAUGAACUGACCUGCAGGAUCCCCAAGGAUCUCAUCAUCCCCAGUGAAGGUUUGCCUGUCAUGGUGAGCUACUCUACUUGCUGUAAUGGUGAACCUAAUUGAACUUAAUCCUUAAGAGUCGAAACCGGGGUGGCUAUUAGCCCAUAGAAAGCAUUUAAUAUCAGAUUCAUACAAGGAAAAGCAAAUAGUCAAAAAAUAAAUCAAAAGGAACUUUGUUUUAAAGUGUCUUUCUUAUAUCUGAGAGAUAUACAGUGAAGGAAAAAAGUAUUUGAUCCCCUGCUGAAUUUGUACGUUUGCCCACUGACAAAGACAUGAUAAGUCUAUAAUUUUAAUGGUAGGUUUUUUUUAACAGUGAGAGACAGAAUAACAACAAAAAAAUCCAGAAAAACUAAUGUCAAAAAUGUUAUAAAUUGAUUUGCAUUUUAAUGAGGGAAAUAAGUAUUUGACCCCUCUGCAAAACAUGACUUAGUACUUGUUGGCAAUCACAGAGGUCAGACGUUUCUUGUAGUUGGCCACCAGGUUUGCACACAUCUCAGGAGGGAUUUUGUUCCACUCCUCUUUGCAGAUCUUCUCCAAGUCAUUAAGGUUUCGAGGCUGACGUUUGGCAACUCGAACCUUCAGCUCCCUCCACAGAUUUUCUAUGGGAUUAAGGUCUGGAGACUGGCUAGGCCACUCCAGGACCUUAAUGUGCUUCUUCUUGAGCCACUCCUUUGUUGCCUUGGCCGUGUGUUUUGGGUCAUUGUCAUGCUGGAAUACCCAUCCACAACCCAUUUUCAAUGCCCUGGCUGAGGGAAGGAGGUUCUCACCCAAGAUUUGACGGUACAUGGCCCCGUCCAUCGUCCCUUUGAUGCAGUGAAGUUGUCCUGUCCCCUUAGCAGAAAAACACCCCCAAAGCAUAAUGUUUCCACCUCCAUGUUUGACGGUGGGGAUGGUGUUCUUGGGGUCAUAGGCAGCAUUCCUCCUCCUCCAAACACGGCGAGUUGAGUUGAUGCCAAAGAGCUUGAUGUUGGUCUCAUCUGACCACAACACUUUCACCCAGUUCUCCUCUGAAUCAUUCAGAUGUUCAUUGGCAAACUUCAGACAGCAAUGUAUAUGUGCUUUCUUGAGCAGGGGGACCUUGCAGGCGCUGCAGGAUUUCAGUCAUUCACGGCGUAAUGUGUUACCAAUUGUUUUCUUGGUGACUAUGGUCCCAGCUGCCUUGAGAUCAUUGACAAGAUCCUCCCGUGUAGUUCUAGGCUGAAACCUCACUGUUCUCAUGAUCAUUGCAACUCCACGAGGUGAGAUCUCGCAUGGAGCCCCAGGCCGAGGGAGACUGACAGUUAUUUUGUGUUUCUUCCAUUUGCGAGUAAUCGCACCAACUGUUGUCACCUUCUCACCAAGCCGCUUGGCGAUGGUCUUGUAGCCCAUUCCAGCCUUGUGUAGGUCUACAAUCUUGUCCCUGACAUGCUUGGAGAACUCUUUGGUCUUGGCCAUGGUGGAGAGUUUGGAAUCUGAUUGAUUGAUUGCUUCUGUGGAGAGGUGUCUUUUAUACAGGUAACAAGCUGAGAUUAGGAGCACUCCCUUUAUAAAAGACACCUGGGAGCCAGAAAUCUUUCUGAUUGAGAGGGGGUCAAAUACUUAUUUCCCUCAUUGAAAUGCAAAUCAAUUUAUAACAUUUUUGACAUGCGUUUUUCUGGAUUUUUUUGUUGUUAUUCUGUCUCUCACUGUUCAAAUAAACCUACCAUUAAAAUUAUAGACUGAUCAUUUCUUUGUCAGUGGGCAAAUGUACAAAAUCAGCAGGGGAUCAAAUACUUUUUUCCCACACUGUAAGAAAGAUCAUGAAAUUAUUUCCCCAAAAAUGUUUUACCCAUACUUAACCCAUUUUUCUGGGGCACUAAACUACUUCCAUAUACACAAUUUAUUAGGUACACCACCCCCGUCAUGAAAAUGGAUCGCUUCUACAGACAGCGAGUCACGUGGCCAUGGCUUGCUAUAUAAAGCAGGCAGACAGGCAUUGAGGCAUUCAGUUACUGUUCGAUUGAACGUUAGAAUGGGCAAAACGAGGGACCUAAGUGACUUUGAGCAUGGUAUGAUCGUCGGUGCCAGGCGCGCCAGAUCCAGUAUCUCAGAAACGUCCGCCCUCCUGGGCUUUUACGCAUUACAUUGUCUAGGGUUUACCGAGAAUGGUGCAACAAACAAAAAACAUUCAAUCAGCGGCAGUCCUGUGGGCAAAAACAGCUCGUUGAUGAUAGAGGUUGAUGGAGAAUGGCAAGAAUCGUGCGAGCUAACAGGCAUUGAUAUUUGAAUUUCUGUUUACUUCCUGAAUUGAAAUGGAAUUUACCCUAACCUUGAAAGCAAACCAUCAAUCCAUUAGUAAACUGGUCCUAAAGUAAAGUGAUACCAAACUGAUCCCAGAGUAAGGUGUGAGCAAUAUCCUGGUUUCUGUCCUAGGUGUCUGUGAAUGGCCGUGCCUAUAAGGUGGGCACGGUGGUCUUCGUCAACAACACCAUCAACACAGUGGGUAUCAUGUUGGGAAUUUUCACUGCGUUGUGUGUUGGCGCUGCCCUGGCCUUCAUCAUCAUGAAACAUAUGAGGAGGAAGAAGAACGGUGAGAACCGUUACUGUCUGUGGAAUUCGCUACAAGAUGUACUUUCAUCUACCAGUACAUUUACCAGCACUCUUAAAUAAUGGCACGGGUUAGACAGACCUACAUUUUUAUGCCUUUAACAAUUGUUGUUAUGUAAUCAAUAACUUACCAUGUGUGCAACUAAGACAUUUAAUGUUUUCUACUAGGUAUCUGAAGUUUUUGCUUUGACUUGAGUAUGUACUGUAUAUGGCAAUCUAAUUCAUUAUGUUGAUUAAAAAAUUUCAGCUAAAUUAGAGACUCGUUUAGCAAGGAUGUUUGUCCGCAGUCAGAUAAGCAGCAACCCUGACCUAUCCCCCACUGGUGACUAUAGACGAGGUGAGAUCCUUGGUGUGAACAUUUAUUAUGGUUCAUUAAUCUUAUGAUUCAUAUUCAUUAAUCAAUGGUUUCUCUUGCCGUGUCUCCUCUGUACUCCAGAAUGGUCCAACCAGGUGAGCCAGGCGACAGGCUCAGGAGGGAUAGCCUUCCAUGGCCUGGUCAACGCUGCCACCUUUGACCCCUCAGCCAUGCCUCUGAUCUCAUUGGACACACUGAGACCUGAGCUCCUGGAGGAGGUCAAAGACGUCCUGAUCCCAGCCAACACGCUCAAUGUUCACCGCAACCAGAUCAUCGGCAAAGGUAUGGUCUGGAUAGCCUGUUCCAAGAUCUUGCCGACACCUAUGGUCAUUGUCACGCCACACAGAUCGGGAUCUCCUCAGAUACAGACUGAGAGAAGCAAAAUGGGUCUGGUAGUCAUCUUCAUUAGAAUCCAACUAUUUCUACUCAUUCACCUGUUCAUUCUUUUUUUUACUAGACUAGAGCCAUAUCCCCAAAAACUCUGAUGUAAUUUUGUCGUUAUUCAGGUCAUUUUGGGACUGUGUACCACGGCUACCUGACAGACAACAAUAAUCAAGAACAGUUAAUUCACUGUGCUGUUAAGUCAUUGAACAGUAAGUGGAUUCUUCUCAUUUUGUUGGGAUGAGCCCUCAUGCCAUAAACAACUGUGCUAGUCACCUGUGGUGUAUAUCCUGCUUGGUACACAUAGUUCAAUUCUCUCCCUCUCUCUUUCACAGGGAUCACAGACCUGGAGGAGGUGGAGCAGUUUCUGAGAGAGGGCAUCCUGAUGAAGGGGUUCCAUCACACCAACGUUCUCUCCCUGCUGGGUAUCCUGCUGCCUCUGGAGGGGCUUCCCUUGGUGGUGCUGCCCUAUAUGAAACAUGGAGACCUGCGCCACUUCAUACUCUGUGAAAGGAGGGUAAGUUAAAGGCCUACUCUUCCUCAUACUUCAUAAUAACAAAGUAUAGCCACUAGUCAGCUCGUCAGAGAGAAUAUACGUAUUUCUUUUUCAUGAAUGACUCCUGUGUCACCUCUCUUCCUCCAGAAUCCAACAGUGAAAGACCUGAUUGGCUUUGGGCUACAGGUUGCCAAAGGGAUGGAGUACCUGGCCCAGAAGAAGUUUGUACACAGAGACCUGGCAGCUCGAAACUGCAUGUAAGUGCAGGGCAGCUCUAUCACUCGUUAGUGUUUCGUGAAGGCUAUUUCUCAAUCCAGUGCCUGGUUGUCCCAUCUAUAAUAUCUGUCUAUUAUCUAUUGUCUCUUUAGGCUUGAUGAAACAUUCACGGUGAAGGUGGCAGAUUUCGGCAUGGCCAGGGAUGUGUUUGGUAAGGAGUACUACAGUAUUCAGGACCAGAGGAAGGCCAAGCUGCCAGUCAAGUGGAUGGCCAUAGAGAGCCUUCAAAUACAGAAGUUCACCACUAAGUCAGACGUGGUGAGUGAAUAUGAUUCAAUUCCAAUUACCUUAUAGCCACUGUAACCUGUAUACUGUAUCUAUCUUACAGUACGAAAAAGUAUGAAAAUAGAUGCACUCACUACUGUAAGUCGCUCUGGCUAAAUGAUGUAAAUGUUCUUGUAAAUGUACUCGAGCUCUUUAUCCCUUGUCUUCACAGUGGUCAUUUGGGGUCCUGAUGUGGGAGCUGUUGACCAGAGGAGCGAGCCCCUAUCCUGAAGUGGACCCCUAUGACAUCACUCACUUCCUGUUGAAGGGACGCAGGCUGCCCCAGCCACAGUUCUGCCCUGAUGCUUUGUAAGUAAUCUACUGUAAGAUCAUUUUAACGGGCAACUGGCCGCAUGUUAAAAUGUCAGUCAGGGUCUCAAACUGACUGUUGAGAGUUAGAAUAGUAGAAUACACAAGGUGCAAUUUAGAAAUGUGAUUGUGCAUCAGCAGUUUUUCUAUUUUUAUGUCAGUCACUGACAGUCACUCAAUUAGAGCAUGGCGGCUAAACAUUUUUAGAUUGGUAAGUUGGUCUAGUCAGCUAUCUAAACUUGUAGUAAACAUUGAUUUUGUUUUCACUCUCACUCAGAUAUCAUAACAUGGCAUAAGUCAGGGCAAAAUGUUUAGAAUUGAAGGAAAUUAGCUGUAAAACUGCUAAUUGUUCUCUCCGCCCCAUGGCAAGAUGAGUAGAAUUGCAUGAAAUUAGUUAUAAAAUUGCAAAAUCUUUUCUCUGCCGCAAGGCAAAAUAGGUAGAAUUGCAGCAAACAUGCUUUAAAACUGCAAAAUUUUCUCUACGCCCCAUGAAAAAAUCUAUAGAAUUGCAGGAAAAAAAUUUUCUCUCCGCUGUCAAGAGGGGGGGGGGGGGCAGUUUAAAUGUUUUGCUUAGGACCUCCAAAAGGCUAGGGCCGGCUCUGACUGCAUGUGUGGGUAUGGAUGUGGGUACACAGACCCGCGAGCCACUGCAGCCCCUCAUGAUGUGUUCAGGUUUUUUUGUGGCCCCCACCCCAAUCAAAGUUACCCAUCCCUGAUCUACAGCUAUUCUAUCACAGUCGUUUAUAGCUGUUGUUGUUGCAUUAGGAACUCUGUCAUGGUUGUUGACAGCUGUUGUCAUUGUUCUAUACUGUAGCUCUGUCAUGCUAUUGUUUCUCUACAGGUACUCUAUCAUGCUGGAGUGCUGGGACCCAGAGCCGGAGCUCAGGCCUGACUUCCACACGCUGGGCCAGGAGGUGCUAGAGAUCCUGUCCUGCCUGGAGGGAGAGCAUUAUAUCAGCCUGAAGGUGACCUACGUCAACCUGGACCAGCCACGGCCUUACCCUGCACUGACCGCCUCUGCUGAUGAGGUUGAAGCCUCUGGAUCAGACUCAGACAGCGUUGUGUCCAGCUGAGGACCACAGAGCCUCAGGGGUCAACAGAACUGACCGGACCGGACCAUACCAUACCAUACCAGAACUUACUGGACCAGACCAGACCAGGACAGGGACAAUAGAGCGUGGUCAGAGGGCACGGAUGGGGGCAUGACUAUUCACCAUAGAUGGAGGACUCCCCCUAUUCCCAUCCACAACGCAGUAUAAUUGUUAACUUCUGUUACUCAAGACUGGAUUGGUAAGGAAUAGAAUAUUGAUUAUUGACUAAGAAGACCUUGUGAAAUGUGUCUACUUGUGUGAGCAUUGACACUGAAUUUCAACGUAGUUUCCCCUUCCUUGUGAGUACACAAAUUAUGACUAUAUCAUAUUUGUCUGUACUUUCAAUGCACUUGUGUUUUUUUUUAAGUAAGAUUGUCAGGUGAAGAAAUUGUAUUUAUAAUGGGACACCAAAUGAACCCUCUCCAUGUCUGAAGCACAGCUGUAAAUAAGAACAAAUGAAUAUACAGUAUACUGUAUGUCUGAAAUGUGUAUAUGUGUUAUAAUAACUAAGGACUAUGAUUUGAGCUUGACAUGUUUAAAUCAGAUGGAUUUCACAUUUGACAGUCAGAUUUUAUCACUUUUUUUGCUGGCAUCCAAAGAUAUGUCUUAGAGAUGGUCAUUUGUGUUGAUGAUCAUUUGAUGUAUGGUACUGAAUGUGGCCACUGACUCAACUGGUCAUUCUCAAGCAUACUUCUGAGAGGAUAAUUCAGUGAACCAAACUAGCGUUGUUUAUGGGUAUCUGCUAGCGUUCUAGUAGAUACACAGAGACUUCCAGUCAUUGUGCUAACA
Coregonus sp. 'balchen' is the source of this 13352-nucleotide messenger RNA. The record is from the annotation of a GenBank genome assembly. Lineage: Eukaryota; Metazoa; Chordata; Actinopteri; Salmoniformes; Salmonidae.